CUUCGGAAAGCUCUUGGGCGAGGCGAAAUUUCUCGCACACGGCCUUCCAUUCAGCGCUCUGGGUGGCAGCCAUGUUUUCCUGGAGUAGUUAUUAUAAGAGAUCACCAGCAGAGAGUAUGACUCGGUACCGAUACUCUAUCGCCAUGGUGUGAGCUGGCCUCCUUUCAAGUGCAAGUGAUCCAGGUACAAAUAUUUUUUGAUCAUGAUUACAUUGUUCUUAUUUAAAGAUUGAUUUUUGAGGUUUGUUUUAGUACGUCAUAUUUUUUAGACCAGGAGCAGAAACAGCUUUGGAAACAGGUAGCGGAGCCAGGCGCUUGCUUUUAGGCGCUCGAACACAGCACACUGGCGACACCCGCUGGUCAAGUCGUGUUACUGCGUAUUCAAAACAUUCACCGUUUUACAAACCAAUUUAUUUUCAUUCGUGAAAAAUCUGCUAAUAUUACCUACAACGUCGUCGAAUAAUUUUCAAAUGUUACUGUACUUUGACUGUAAAUACUGUAAUAUACCUUUUAAAUAUUAAAUGUCUGUAUCAUAAAAUCUGUAGUUUGUUUUGUAACAUUUGUUGUCUGUGUUUUCAGAGGGCACCUGAAAUCAGUGUCCUAAAAUAAAAAGCUUCUAAUGUAUAUUUGAAGGUUUCUAACACAUUUUUCUCGUUAAAUUUCAGUUCAUCCAAGAUGACACAUUCUCCUAAUUCUUGUUUCACAUCACCAAAGAAAGUUUUUUUGCUUGUCUGAAAACACAACACACCAGAAGACACUUCCAGUAAACGAGAGGAGAACUUCUCAGAUAAACUUACAUAUGGGGUCAGUGACAUCCUCAGCUGCCACAAACUGCUGGUCACUGCCUUGUAAAAACACUGCCAUAUUUACUUGUAGUUCCAAAUAAUGCUUUGCACAGAUUGUCAGGACCCCAUAUCAUCAGAGGUCAAUUUACACAAUUUUACAUCAUUAUUUUUUCGUUUCCGCAUGCGACUCUAACCUGACUCAAAAGUACCUGGAACAGUGCUAGCACAGACUGCUGGGUUUUAGUUCCUCCUUGUGCUCAAUUUUAGAAUCAAUAAUGCCAUUAAUGGCAAGGCAUGAAGUUUUUACCGAUGGUUAAACAAUUAAUGACCUGUUACACAAGAGAAAGCAAUGCAAUACACUUUAAAAAUGGUGGGUUAUUCUCAACCUUGGGUCAAAAAAGUUUUUUACACAACCCUUAUUUUACAGUCCUGAAGUCAUCAAGUUUUUAAUUAAUAUAAUAUAAUAAUAUAAUAGUCAAGGGUAUACAUACAAUGAUAUUGAAUAAUCAGAAGGUUUUUGUGAUACAGGCCUUAAAAAAGUUUGCUAUAAAGAAAAACAAGAUCUUGAAAGCAACAGAGAAUUUUUGCUUUCAACAGCUUCUCCUGACAUUGCAUCCUGAGUCAGUUAUAGCAUCUGCUCUGCAAUCUGAAAGUUAUUCACAUCUUUUUAGGUGUAAAUCAAUGAUGCAUAAAAACGCUGUUAUAGAAUUGAAUAGACUCUCUCUUGAAGAUAUUCUAGUUAUUAAAUAUUCUUACUAAAUCAACAAAACAGUUGUAAAGAGAAAAAGAUUGGCAUUUUACAUACCACAUUUGAAGUAACGAAUGAAGUAAAUUUCUGUACAAAUUGUUUAUUACACUAUGCUGUUGUUGCUCUCUCAGGUUUCCAUAAACAGUUGCCAAAAGCAUACUCCAAAAUGAAAAUGUGUCCUAUGAAUAACAUUUGCAUCAAUACAAUUUUGAAUAGUGAAUAUCUGAGAAGCCUUUGAAUAAUUAGAAACUUUUUUUGAACUGGUGCAUGACUCUUCUGUAUUUAUUUUACAUGGCCUACAGUACAGUAGCUCUGCUUAUUUCAGUUUACAUGGUGGUUCACACACAGAGCUUUUAGGAAGUGACGCUGUCGCCCACCAUCAGGAAAUGGACUGUUUCUUUUAGUAGAUGUGAGUCAUGGGCUGAAGGCAGAUCAGCCAUGUACCAAAUGCAGAGUAUUUUGGUCAUGAGGUGAGCAGAGAAAGUAUACAAAGAGAAGGCACCUUUGGAAGGUACAACCACUGUGCACCCCUGAAGUGAGGCAAGACACAAGACACAAGCAAAACUGGAUAUUUCACAAUGUGUGAGGUGUUAAUUGUUCAUGCCAGCGAGGCCAGUGAAUGGGCCGAGUAUUUAAAGCAAAUCUUGGCUGCAUCAUGUAACUUUCAAGAGGACUCCAUUAUUUUGUGUGAUGUACAUGAAGAGACUUUGUUAAAAGAUCAAGAGCUGUUUGACUCCUGCAAGUGCAUCAUACUUUUGCUAUCUACAGUGUUCCUUGACAUUUGGAAUGAACCGGCGAGACUGGACGCUUUACGGGAUCUUCUGCAACCCCCUCAUAAAAUUGUUGCUUUUUUGUGUGGAGUAUCAGAACAUGAAGCAGAUUAUUUUGAACACUGGGAGCAUUGGCGAAAGCUCAAUUCGGAAGACGAACCAUCAGUAUAUGUGUCUACUGUCAUGGAGUGCAUUUAUGAUGGAUGUAUUAGUGAACAAUAUGGUCAGGAGUUUGAUGAUAUUCAGCCAGAAGACCACAAGGAUUCACAAGAACACAUAGAUGACUUCACAUUUCCCGAAAUCCCUCAAGAUUUAGCUUUACCUGAUGAGACGGAACAGGUGAAUAGUGAUGAUGUUGGUCCUCCUGAACAGUCUUGUUUGGAGACGCCCCAUGAGGACCAGGCCUGCCUCACCAUCCAGCCAGACAGAAUACUGUGUGGGACUCGUGUGGAUAUUUAUAUAAUCAUGGUUAAGACUCUUGACGAUGAUGGCAGCCUGGAAGUGGAGUUUCACUCUGAUCACACAACCUCUAUACGAAUGCCUGCGACUCUUGCAAACAAGUGCAUUGUUACUGUCCAAUCACCCGAUAUGGCAGCUGGGGUGGUCACAUUAACGCUUUAUAAAAAUGAGUCUAUGGUCUGUUCAACGACAGUAAAGUAUUUCACAGAAAUGGAAGAAAUUUGCACGUAUCUAGAGAAAGUGACAGACCCUAUGAAGUUCAUGUGUCAGGCUUUUGACAUCACAUCCAGUGUACCCGAGUCAUUGGACAAUUUGCUUGCGGACUCUCUCAAAAAACGUAUGCCAUUAAGUGGAAUACAAGUAUUUGGAAUUACUCAAAUUUCACAAGAGGAUACAACAGGAAAUUGCCGUGAUAUGGAACUCCCAACACUGCUUCACUUCUCUGCCAAGUAUGGUUUAAAGAAAUUGACAUCUUUGUUAAUGCGGUGCCCUGGAGCCUUGCAGGCCUACAGUGUUAUGAACAAAGAUGGGGAUUACCCUAACAAUCUAGCAGAGAAAAGUGGCUUUUCGGAUUUAAGACAGUUUAUGGACGAAUAUGUUGAAACAGUGGAUUUGGUCAAGAUCCACAUGGAGGAGGCUCAGGACACCCCUGAGAAUGAGAUCUAUGAAGAUAUGUUGAACACGUCUCAAAAUUUGAUCACAGAUUUGGAAAAUGAGGACAUUUAUGAGUCUAUGAUGAAACUGAAUGCCGAGAUGGGUUUGUAUGAGGACCUACAAGGUGUUUUGGCGGACUCCAAUCCUGAAGAGACAAUGCUGAGAAAAUUUUUUGAAGCAAAACCUGACAAAUGUUCUCAAUCGGAGCAUGAGUCAACCAACGGUGGAUUACCUGAAAUGGAUGAUGAUGACUACCAUGACAUGGGCGUUGACCCAGAAGUCUACUGUGAUGUGGAGGAAGAGGAUCCGUACAAUCCCUGCUGCCCUGAUCAAAUUUAUGACAUUGUGGAGCCACAUUCCAAAAUUGUUCCAGAAGUUCUUAACCGUCCACCCGCACCCAUUCCAAGACCAGCCAGUAACCAAGAACCUGAGGAGAAUACAACCUACAUUUCCAAAGUGUUUUGCCCCAAGGACCCUCUAUACUCAGUAAGCAAAAGGCCAGAAAAGGAUUUGUCUCCACUAGCACCUGCACGGUUGGUGAGAGACGGAGACAUGAGCAGUCACUACGACCCCUUCGCAGGCAUGAAGACCCCCGGACAGAGGCAGCUCAUCUCUCUACAGGAAAGAGUAAAGGUGGGUGAGCUCAGCGUCGAAGAGGCCGUGCAGGAGUUCAAGGCUUGGCAGUUGGAUCAAGAAGGACGUUCAUAUUCUGUCCGGUUUCAGCAGGGAAAUCUACAGAGGUUAAGAGAGAGCAUCACCCGACGCUGUAGAGACAAAGGAACGACAGAGCUUAUGAUAACAGCACCGAUGCAAGCAAAUGUUCAUUGGGGGUCUAAUAAGAACAUAAAUUGCUCGUUGUAUGAACCUGCACCGCGUGUGAUCAACCAACCCCCUCCUGUUAGCAGACCGGUGCAGAGAGGAAGCUGGCAGACAGGAAGUACCUCCAGCACUUCUAGCAGUAGCAGUCACAGAUUGAGCAUUCAGAGCAAUGUCAGCAACAGCAGCGGGCCAGACGUCGAUUGUGAUGAGCCGCCAGACAUUCCACUCCCACCACGACCUACCCGCCCCGUGGCGGAUAUUCCACCCGUGCUUCCUCCACCGAGAGUCCCACCUCGCCAAUUAGACCGGAAUGUGGACAGCGGGCUACACGAGCGUUAUGUGUCGAGACCCACCCGUCCGGUUCCUCAGGUGACCUCCCAAAGGUCCGUUGCGCCUCCACCUUUACCGAGACGGACGUGGUGAAGACCUACUUCAACAUGGGGGCUUUCUGUUUCCUUGUGCAGUUUUUAUGCUGAGCUUUUCCAGUAGAACUCUGUAAAUGUGCUCUCAAAGUAGGACAAAGAACUGCCGGGCUGAAUACAGGGUUUUUUACUGGUUGAAGUUGAUGGAGAUGAAUGAAAAUGACCUAAAUGUAUAACUUAAAUGAAAAUGACCUAAAUCUAUAUGUUUAAAAUUCAGAAUGGUUUUCAGCUGAACAAAUUCAAUAUAUUUAAUGUACAAUCUAAAUUUGCUGUUUGUUUAGUAUACAGCUGUUCUGUUUGUCCUCUCUGACUAUUGAUAGUUAUAGCAACGGCAAAAUCAGGAACUUGCCUACAUUUUUCUUUUUCUUAAAACUGAAAACUAAAUACACUUUUUGAUCAGUUCACAUCAUCACAUUUAAAGUCGCAUGUAUAAAGUUACAUAUUUAUUUUUAAACGUGCCUGUCACUGCCGGUUACGAAACAUACUCUUAACUGGGCUAAGCAGAGAAGAAAAUGCAGUAUAUUUAACAGCACAAAAUGUGUGAAUGCAGUGACGAGAGCAAGUGACAGUUUGUGUCUGCUGGGGUGUAUGUGUUUGCACUAUUUGUUCAUGUUUGUUGAACCGUGACAACUGCGUUAAAUAAACUGUUUUAAAUUUG
This is a messenger RNA of Triplophysa rosa, 5314 nucleotides long. RefSeq names its product phosphoinositide-3-kinase adaptor protein 1 (gene pik3ap1). The coding region runs from base 2111 to 4657 and encodes 848 amino acids. The transcript has 18 exons. Gene Ontology annotation, molecular function: signaling receptor binding; phosphatidylinositol 3-kinase regulatory subunit binding. The record is from RefSeq and is a predicted model, not a curated record. Gene Ontology annotation, cellular component: cytosol. NCBI's taxonomy places the organism in Eukaryota, Metazoa, Chordata, Actinopteri, Cypriniformes, Nemacheilidae.